AUGUGCUUUGAUCUUACAGAGGAACAGCACUCCUUUGUGGUCAGGUCUCAAGACUUGGUCACUCUGUCCUGCGGAGAUGUAUCUCAGACUAGCUGCUCCAAGACCAUAUGGACCCACCACACACGUGCCAUCCAAUCAAAUGACGACAGGGUUGACCAGACUGCACCAACUACAAACUGCGUCAAAGACUAUGUGAAGGGCAUAGUAGGACCUAAUCCCUUCACAGAAGAAUCACAGUUUGGCCAACAACAAACACAGGAUGUCUUCAAGGUUCUGGUCCAGUCUGGCUCAGUUUGCCCUGGUCCAAUGUACCACAGACUAAACCUGACUGAGAACUGUAAACUGCAGAUCAGGAAUGUAGACACAGAAGAUGCUGGGAUUUACAUCUGCAACCAGCUCAACCAAUCUCAGGCCAGCCUGUCCUUCCUGUCCGUGGUGACAAGUGAGUAUUAG
Knipowitschia caucasica is the source of this 453-nucleotide messenger RNA. Lineage: Eukaryota; Metazoa; Chordata; Actinopteri; Gobiiformes; Gobiidae. The record is from the annotation of a GenBank genome assembly.